Syzygium oleosum is the source of this 783-nucleotide messenger RNA. RefSeq lists its product as uncharacterized. The transcript has a single exon. Lineage: Eukaryota; Viridiplantae; Streptophyta; Magnoliopsida; Myrtales; Myrtaceae. The record is from RefSeq and is a predicted model, not a curated record. Gene Ontology annotation, molecular function: nucleic acid binding; zinc ion binding. The coding region runs from base 1 to 783 and encodes 260 amino acids.
AUGCAUGGAUUGGUCGAGCAAUUCUUGAAGCUGCGACCCCCGAAAUUUGUUGGAACCGGAGAUCCUGAAGAGGCAGAAUCCUGGAUCGAUGAGUUACAGAAAGCAUUUGAACUUCUGAGAUGUUUCGAGGAAGAGAAAGUGACCUUGGCGACAUACCAAUUGCAGGGAAACGCCAAUCACUGGUGGAAGGCGACGAAAGAAAUCGUGUUCCCAGGAAAUAUGGCUAUCAACUGGAAUGCCUUCGUUGAAGCGUUCAACAGAAAGUAUUUUUCCGAGUGUGCUCGUGAUCGAAAGGUGAAGGAAUUCUUGCAACUCCAACAGAACAACUUGACGGAGGACCAGUAUGAGGCAAAGUUCGCCCAAUUGUCAAGGUACGCCCCUAGACUUAUUGAAAAUCCAGUCGACAGGGCAAAGCGAUUCUGUGAUGGUCUCAAGCCUGACAUUCAGAGUCAGCUGGUACCUUUGAACCCGAAAGAUUAUAAUGAGUUAUAUAAACGAGCUCAACUGAUCGAGAAGGAUUUGCUGGAGAGAGCAACUCUGGCAAAGCCCCCUGAUUUUGCUCCUCAGGCAAAUCAACGCUCGGGCAAAAGAUCUUUCGUGAAAGGAAAGCGUCCCUUCGUCCCCAACAAAAAGCCAAGUUUCCCGACGGCAACUACUGUUUCUGGUGACAUCUAUUCUAUUUGCGGAAGACAACAUGGAGAUACUUCGUGCCUAAUGCGCAAGGGAGCAUGCUUCGUGUGUGGCCAACAAGGUCACAUGGUCAGGGACUGUCCGCAACGGUAA